AUGGAAUGGGAGAGAUGGAGGCAAGAACUCAUGAUCCUGGCUGGCCUAGAAAUACCAAGAUGCUACAAGCCUGAAAAUUUUGGUGAAGUCAAGACAGUCGAGUUGCAUCAUUUUUCCGAUGCUAGUUUGGUCGGAUAUGGGCAAUGCAGCUACCUUCGGAUGAUCGAUGAAAACAACAAUGUCGACACUGCCUUGGUCAUGGCCAAAUCCAGAGUCGUUCCGUCAAAGCCCAUUACAGUUCCAAGGCUCGAGCUUACUGCCGCAGUAACAUCUGUCAAAAUUAGCAAGUUCCUGAGGCGAGAGCUGCAAUAUGAAGACCUUACAGAAGUAUUUUGGACUGAUAGUAUGGUUGUCUUGGGAUACAUCGCAAAUGACGCCAAGCGCUUUCAUAUAUAUGUAGCAAAUCGAGUACAGAAGAUCAGGGACAAUACAGCUGUGAAGCAAUGGAGGCACAUCGCAACCGACAACAACCCAGCCGACCUCACAUCUCGAGGAGCAAACGCCAGAGAGUUGAUCGACAGCCAGCUGUGGUGGAAAGGGCCAGCCUUCCUUUCCACUUUGAAGCCACUCAGUCCUUGCAAGAUUGACAACCUUGGUGAAGGGGAUCCAGAGAUCAAGAAGAUGACAACCCUGGCAACUGGAGCUGUAAUUGAAGCUGACAUAGGCCUACUCCCAAGAUUGCAGCGAUUCUCAAGUUGGUACAAGGCUAAAAGAGCUGUCGCUGUCUGCCUGAAGUUCAAGGAGAGGUUGCUUAAUCGGACAGCAAGGUUUUCUACAUACAAGCCAGUGACAGCUGAAGAAAUCUCUCAAGCUGAGAUGUUGAUCCUUAAGACAGUCCAAGCUGAAGCUUACUCUGAAGAAAUGCCCAUUCUUCGAGGAAUUAAGGCUGUAGACGACAAUGCUGACCAGAAGGGGUCCACAAACCGAGACAGUUGCAGGAGGCGAGACUUAGUUCUGAAGAAAAGCAGCAGCUUGUACAGACUUGAUCCUUAUCUGGAUGAAAAUGACAUCAUCAGAGUCGGUGGACGGAUCAGAAGAGCUAACGUUCCGAGGGGAGUCAAACAUCCAGUCCUGCUGCCUAAAGACAGUCACAUCACCAGGGUAAUAGUCCGGCAUUUCCACGAAAGGACCGGUCAUGGAGGUCGCAACAUGACUCUGAAUGAGAUCCGAGCCCAAGGAUAUUGGAUAACAUCUGCAAGAUCCAGCAUCACGUCCUGUCUGAGUAAAUGUGUCAUCUGUCGUAAGCUGAGAGGACCCCCCUUGGGUCAGAAGAUGGCCGAUUUACCUGAAGAUCGCAUGAAAGAAGCUCCACCAUUUACUUACGCCGCAGUCGAUUAUUUUGGCCCCUUCCUUGUUCGUCAGGGCCGGAGUGAUCCAAAGAGAUAUGGAGUCUUGUUUUCCUGUCUGAGCUCGAGAGCCAUACAUAUCGAGACAGCUAACUCGCUGAGUACGGAUUCCUUCCUAAAUGCAUAA
Messenger RNA from Lineus longissimus, 1473 nucleotides. RefSeq lists its product as uncharacterized. Lineage: Eukaryota; Metazoa; Nemertea; Pilidiophora; Heteronemertea; Lineidae. The transcript has a single exon. Gene Ontology annotation, molecular function: nucleic acid binding. The record is from RefSeq and is a predicted model, not a curated record. The coding region runs from base 1 to 1473 and encodes 490 amino acids.